Molecule: messenger RNA, 294 nt
Organism: Cylicostephanus goldi
Lineage: Eukaryota; Metazoa; Nematoda; Chromadorea; Rhabditida; Strongylidae
Source: the annotation of a GenBank genome assembly
CAUCUUCUACUGGCAACAGCUGUGGUCAUUAAGGCCGCUAUAGCACAUCCGGAUACUCCGAGUUAUUUAAUGAAGAAGUUACGCGAUUUACGAAUGUCGCUUACGGAAAGAUUGGGAGAGUUUCUUGCGGCGUAUCCGCAGCGGCCUUUCACUGACGUCGAGUUGAAGGGAAUUCUCGCUUAUGUGAUUACACCUUACCUAACUGAUGCCAAAAAUAAUCGCGACGAGCCAAUUGUUGUCGCUCCUCUAUCUGUGAUAAAAAUGCUAGCAGCGGCAUGCUCCUAUCCUUCGUAA